UGUUUGUUCAAUGUGUUGUGGUAAUGUUUUGUGCAUGACAUCUACUUUGUUCAUAAGUUUUUGAGGUUCUUCGAUUGUUUUGUAUGUUUUAAAUGUUCCAAAUUGGUGCUGAUACUAAAUAAUCGAACAUAAACUAAUCGUACUCGAAAGUAAAAGUGAUACGAAGGAAGGAAUUGACAAAAUCUUGAGAUGGCUCCAAGAGGACGUUAUUAUCGAAGAAUGGCCGAUAAUCCACAGGAAGGCUCCAGUGGCGGUCGGAUACGGGCCCGAGGUUACGUAGGGGGAUCCUCAUCUCGGGGUGGCUACAACGGAGGAUCUUCACGAGGUGCGUGGCCAGGAUCGGACAAUGGAGGAGGCAGUUAUAGAGGUGAUCACCGGCAGAAGCCUUAUGAUCGCCCUGAACAAUCAUCGCCUAGCAUUGCAGUAAAGGAAGAGAUGUCCGCAUUGGAGUCGGAUAUCAAGAAGGAAAGGACUUACGACCGAGGGGAACGGGGUGGCCGAGGAGGUUCCCGAGGUGGCCGCGGUGGACUACGGGGAAAUCGUUACUUACCAGAAAUAGUGCAAACCCGAAAUGAUAUGUCGGUUGUCAAGCAAGGAAACUCCGGACGGCCAAUUAUGCUGCAGACCAAUUAUUUCCGAGUGCUAAAAAAGGAAGAUGAACGAAUUUUCCAUUAUCGUGUCGAUUUCAGUCCUUCGGUGGAAGCAAACAGGAAAAUGCGAGCUCUCAUAUUCCAAAUCAAGCCAUCGAUUGGCGGGUAUGUGUUCGAUGGAACGCAGCUAUUUACGCGAACAAAAUUGGAAAAAGAUCCAAUGGAGUUCACAACUAGAGACAAGAUGACGGAAGAAGAUCACAUCAUUACCUUACGAUACGUUGGUGAUGUCACAGGCACAGAUGAAAAGGCCUUCGUGGUAUUCAACCUUAUCAACCGACAUGCCAUGGCUGGCUUAAAGUUGCAACUUAUUGGACGAAGCUUCUUCGAUCCGGAAGCAAAAGUCUCAAUCCGACAGUACGGAAUUGAUCUGUACCCAGGCUAUCUCACGAGCAUCCGCCAACACGAGCAAGAUGUGCUGAUGUGUGCCGAGCUAACCCAUAGGGUUAUGCGUACCGAUACUUGCUAUUCCUUGUUUGAACAUUGCAUGAACCAGCGGGGAAAUUUCAAAGACAACUACAAACGCAUGGUGUUGGGAACGAUUGUAAUGUCCACAUAUGGCAAAAAUAACACCUAUACCGUCUCCGAUGUGGAAUUUGACGUCAACCCGGAGAGCAGUUUUGAGACCAAGAAAGGUCCAAUCACGUUCAUGCAAUACUUCAAGGAGAAAUACAAUAUCACCAUCCGGGAUCCUCGCCAACCCAUGCUGGUGUCCCGUUCGAAGGCUCGAGACAUCCGAGCCGGUCAACCGGAGCUAAUCUACUUGAUACCGGAGUUGUCCAGGAUCACCGGCAUUACCGACGAUAUGCGACGAGAUUUCCACCUGAUGCGAGCGAUUGCCGAUCACACUCGCUUGAACCCGGACAAGCGUAUCCAACGGUUGGAAACAUUCAACCGACGGUUGCAACAGUCGAAAGACAGCUCCGACGUUUUCAAGUUUUGGAAAACCGAACUCGAUCGACGCUUGGUGGAGGUUCCGGCUCGCGUCCUCCCCCCGGAAACGGUUUUCUUCCACCCCGAGCAGGAUCAGUGUAAAGUGUUGGCCGGCGAAAUGGCCGAGUGGCAGAUGGCAUUCCGUAAUAAUCCCAUGUAUCUGACGGUCGCUCUCACCAACUGGUACGUGGUGGUGCCCGGUGGAUCGGAACGGUUGAUCGUUGAUUUUAUGUCCUGCUUGAAGCAGGCCGCAUCGCAAAUGUAUUUCCAAAUUGAUGAACCACGACGCGUCUCGAUUCCCAAUGAUUCACCCGUGGUCUACGUGGAACAGUUGAGUCAGAUCGUGCAACGAGACCCCCAGCUGAUCAUGUGUUUGGUAACGAAUGACAAGGCCGAUCGUUAUUCGGCCAUCAAGAAGAAAUGCUGCGUGGACCGAGCCGUACCAACACAGGUCUUGAAGACCCGAACCAUUACGCCCAAAGGAGGAAAUGUACGUACGUUGAUGUCCGUGGCCACCAAAGUAGCGAUCCAGAUGAACUGCAAACUGGGUGGAAUCCCAUGGGUUAUCAAAAGCCCUCUGGCUUCCGUGAUGGUCAUUGGGUACGACGUAUGUAAGGAUUCUAAGGAUAGAUCGAAAGGAUACGGAGCAUUGGUUGCCUCCAUGUACGGAGGUGGCGUCAAGCAUCCAAAGUACUAUUCCACUGUUAACCAGCAUGCCUAUGGAGAGGAACUGUCCAAUUAUUUAGCCUUGAACGUUAUCAAGGCGAUCCGUGCAUAUCAGUCAAGCUUCGGAAAUAUCCUUCCGCAACGUAUCGUCAUCUAUAGGGAUGGCGUCGGCGAAGGAGAGUUGGGCUAUGUGCAUGAGCAUGAAGUCGGGGCCGUGAAGGAGAAACUGGAGGCCGCUUACAAGGCACACGAAUUUCAGUCGAAACUGACCUUUUUCGUAGUUAAUAAACGCAUCAAUACGCGAUUAUUCCAUGACAGGAGAAAUCCCACGCCCGGAACUAUAGUAGAUGACGUCAUUACACUACCAGAAAGGAACGAUUUCUACCUGGUUUCCCAGAGCGUCCGGCAAGGAACGGUGUCCCCAACGUCGUACAACAUUCUCAAAGACGAAUCCGGACUUAGUGCCGAUCGGUUGCAGUUGUACACAUUCAAGCAGACGCACAUGUAUUACAAUUGGUCCGGUACCGUCGGAGUGCCGGCCGUCUGUCAGUACGCCCACAAAUUGGCCGCCCUGGCCGGUCAGUAUCUCCACCAAGCGCCCAGCACGUGGCUGGAGAAGAAACUUUACUUUUUGUAGACCUAAGCAGAUAUCGACUAUGGUUUGUACGUUUAUGGAUGUUUUAGAUGUUUCGAAGAAUCUUAAUAAAUUGACGGUAAUGAAACGAA
Molecule: messenger RNA, 2975 nt
Organism: Aedes aegypti (yellow fever mosquito)
Lineage: Eukaryota; Metazoa; Arthropoda; Insecta; Diptera; Culicidae
Product: protein aubergine
Exons: 5
Coding region: 190-2886 (898 amino acids)
Biological process (GO): regulatory ncRNA-mediated gene silencing
Cellular component (GO): P granule
Molecular function (GO): piRNA binding; protein binding
Source: RefSeq, a predicted model, not a curated record